Molecule: messenger RNA, 1746 nt
Organism: Cannabis sativa
Lineage: Eukaryota; Viridiplantae; Streptophyta; Magnoliopsida; Rosales; Cannabaceae
Exons: 4
Coding region: 1-1746 (581 amino acids)
Biological process (GO): DNA integration
Molecular function (GO): nucleic acid binding
Source: RefSeq, a predicted model, not a curated record
AUGAGCAUCAUUGAUGACUACUCUAGGAAGGUGUGGGUUUUCUUAUUGAAAAGCAAAGAUCUGGCUUUUGAGACCUUUGUUAACUGGAAGAAAUUGAUUGAAAAUCAAACUAGUAGGAAGAUAAAGAAACUCAGAACUGAUAAUGGGUUAGAAUUUUGCUCUGAUAUGUUUACAAGUUAUUGUAGGAAAGAAGGCAUUGUCAGGCAUCACACAGUGGUCAAGAACCCUCAGCAAAAUGGCCUUGCUGAGAGAAUGAACAGAACCCUGUUGGAAAGGGUAAGGUGCAUGCUCAUAGGAGCUGGUUUGGCCAAGCAUUUUUGGGGUGAAGCUCUAAAAACUACUUGCUAUUUGAUAAAUAGAUGUCCCUCUACAGCAUUAAAUUUCAAAACUCCUCAAGAAUUCUGGACUGGCAAAGCACCUAGCUAUGAACAUCUCAAAGUCUUUGGUUGCACUGCCUAUGCUCACAUCAGGCAAGACAAGCUGCAACCAAGAGCACUUAAAUGCUUAUUUCUUGGCUACCUUGAUGGAAUCAAGGGCUACAAAAUCUGGUGUUUGGAGGAAGGGUACAAGAAAUGCAUAAUAAGCAGAGAUGUCAUCUUUAGAGAAGAUGAAAUGCCAUUGAAAACCACCAGAGAAAUCCCCAUGAGCUCAGAUGUUGUUCCUAGGAGUGUUCAAGUGGAACUUGAACAAAGAACUGAGUCUCUGAAUCAAGCUUCCACAGAUCAGAGAAAAGAAACUGAGACAACAAGCAACCUAGAUGACUACCAACUUGCCAAGGAUAGAACUAGGAGAGAAAUCAGGGCACCUGAGAAGUUUGGCUAUGCUGAUUUUUCAGCAUAUGCUCUGUCUGUCACAGAUGAAGUUGACAACACAGUGCCCAAAUCCUAUCAAGAAGCAGUGAAUCGCAAAGAUGGCAAGAAGUGGCUGCAGGCUAUUCGAGUUCUCUGUUGCGAAGCCUACAACUAUUCGAGUUACGUAACUCUUGCAGUGAAAAAAGGUUGGCCAAUAAGGCAGUUGGAUGUUAACAAUGCCUUUUUAAAUGGAGACCUACAUGAGGAGAUUUACAUGGUUCAACUGCCUGGAUGCAUUGAUCCAAAACAUCCAAACAAGAUCACCAAUUCAAGCUGGCUUUAUAUUCUUGUAUACGUGGAUGAUAUCUUGAUUACUGGUUCUGAUAGUGCUCAAGUGUCUUCCCUAAUUGUAGCACUCAGUUCCAACUUUACACUUAAAGACCUUGGUCUCAUCUCAUUUUUCUUGGGAAUACAAGUGCUUCCCACUACUGAAGGUGUCGUCUUAUCUCAACAAAAAUAUAUUCAGGAUCUGAUAUGUAAAGCUGAACUCCAAGGUGCCAAACCACAAAGUACCCAAAUGAAUAGUGGGCUGAGAUUGUCCAAUAAUUAUGGCAGCGACCCUGUUGAAGAUCCUUCUGCAUAUAGGUCAUUGAAUCCUUUUCAGUCACACGUUGUUGCUGUCAAAAGAAUUAUCCGUUAUCUUGCUGGCACAACAGACUACGGUCUUCAUAUAAAAAGAUCUCCACACUUGCGUCUUGAAGCAUACUGUGAUGCUGACUGGGCCGCUGAUCCCGAUGAUCGACGCUCGACUACUGGCUACUGCAUUUUCUGGGGUGAAAAUCUGAGUAGUUGGCAGUCCAAGAAACAGAACACUAUCUCUCGAUCAUCCACAGAAGAUGAAUUUCGAAGCCUUGCUUCUGUGGUGACUGAAAUAAGUUGGCUCAAUGCUCACUGA